AUGUCCCUCCCCAAAACAUUCAAAGCCGCUGUUAUCAACUCUGCGGGUGGUAACUUCGAAAUCGUCGAAAAGACCGUCGAAGCCCCUAAAGCAGGUACUAUUCUCGUCAAAGUCCUCGCCUGUGGUAUCUGUGCUAGCGAUGGCAUGGUCAAGUGGGGAAUGGUUCCCCUUCCUCGGGUUGCUGGCCACGAAAUAAUCGGUGACGUCGUCGCCGUACCCUCCGGCGAAACACGUUUCAAAGUUGGAGACCGUAUUGGCUCUGGCUGGCACGGAGGACACUGCAACAACUGCGGUUCUUGCAAGGAAAACGACUUCAUCACUUGCUCUUCCGAGGCUAUUAAUGGUGUCACCCAAGAUGGUGCCUACGCUGAAUACGUUACUCUUCGUACCGAAGCAGUUCUUCCCGUCCCCAAAGAGCUUGACCCGGCUGAAGCAGCUCCUCUUCUCUGUGCUGGUAUCACUACUUUCAACGCCCUCCGUCACGUCCCAGACCUCAAAAAGGGCGAUCUUGUUGCUGUCCUCGGUCUUGGAGGUUUGGGCCAUCUCGGUAUUCAAUAUGCAAAACAAAUGGGCUACAAGGUCGUCGCACUCUCUCAAUCUGAUGCUAAAAAGGAGAUGGCCAUCAAGCUCGGUGCCGACAUCUACCUCGAUGGAUCAAAGGUGAACCAGGUCGAGGAGCUCAUGAAGCUCGGUGGAGCCAAGGUCAUUCUCGCCACUGCUCCUCAGGGUGAAGCUAUUGCGACUCUCCUCGGAGGACUCAAAGUCGGCGGUACCAUGCUUACUGUCGCUAUUGCUGAUCUCAAAUUCAGCACUGUCGCCCUCAUCGGCAAGCGUGCUUCUAUCAAGGGAUGGCCAUCAGGUCAUGCCAAAGACAGCGAGGAUGCAAUUGCCUUUGCGCAAAAGCACAACAUUAAGACCAUCGUUGAGAAGUUCCCUCUGGAGCAAGUCAACGAGGCAUAUAACAAGAUGCAGAGCGGCCAAGUCAAAUUCCGUGCUGUCUUGACUUUCUAA
Lentinula edodes (shiitake mushroom) is the source of this 1011-nucleotide messenger RNA. RefSeq names its product GroES-like protein. The transcript is spliced from 7 exons. Bases 1 to 1011 code for a protein of 336 amino acids. The record is from RefSeq and is a predicted model, not a curated record. NCBI's taxonomy places the organism in Eukaryota, Fungi, Basidiomycota, Agaricomycetes, Agaricales, Omphalotaceae. Gene Ontology annotation, molecular function: oxidoreductase activity.